Messenger RNA from Diospyros lotus (date-plum), 847 nucleotides. RefSeq lists its product as uncharacterized. The record is from RefSeq and is a predicted model, not a curated record. The transcript has 3 exons. NCBI's taxonomy places the organism in Eukaryota, Viridiplantae, Streptophyta, Magnoliopsida, Ericales, Ebenaceae. The coding region runs from base 210 to 671 and encodes 153 amino acids.
ACCACCCACUUUGUCUCUCAUUUAUUGCCUGGAGAACGAGAGGAUCCAAGGAGAAGGCACGUUUCGCGGAACCCACCUUAUCACCUGAUUCUGCGCUCUCUCUCUCUCUAUCUAGAGAAGGGGAGGUUGGAGAGUGAAAUAUAGGACAGAACCAGGAUCAGAGCACACCCUUUUGGGUGAAGUGCUGUUCUGGCGGUGAGGACCCAGAAAUGGUGGGUAUUUUCUCCAGAUUUUCCAGCAGCAAAAAUGGUCACCGGCGAGCUCAGAGUGCGCUUGAUGAGAGAGAAGCAUUGCCCCCUAACACAGAGGGCACAGGUCCUUCUCCAGUUACUGGUUCUGGAUUAGCUGCUGCUCAUGGGAUUGCAGUUGCAGUUGAAUUUAAGCCACUUGAACACCCAACUGAACCCCUUGACAACGAUAGACCGAUCCAAUGUCCACUUCCUGAGCCAUCAAUUCUCAAUGAUGGACGAAUCUGGAAGGAGCGCGUAUCUGCAGGCGCCAGGAGGAGAGCCGACUUGCCUGUUAUGCAGGAGGAGACUCCCACCGAGCCCCCCCAGGCCACAGAAACAAGACGGCCGCCAAAAUCCAACCGCAUGAUUCUGCCAUCUAUCAGUGCCCCAGAACACAAUAUCAUUAAACUGCUUGAAGAAUGUAACACAUCUGGGAUCUAAAGCCCACUACGUAACACCAGCUUGUGAGUUGUUGCUUUAUCACAGUCACUGUAUAAAGCCUCCACUCUUCAUGUCCUUUACCUUCGGCUGCUCUUAGAAUUAGUUUUGCUUGAAAAUAUGUAAUACCAAAUAUAUUGUUGUCAAUAUGUCAAUAUGAUAUAUGUAUUGUUUGUCAA